AUGUCUAGAACUCUGUUUUCAUCUUUCCCAUGGAAGAAGAGGGCGAUGAUGAGAAGAGGAAGAAAAAGAAAGAGAAGACGAGAAGAUUUGGUCGCUCCUGAAAUUCCUUUGGAUCUCCAGAUCGAGAUUCUGACUAGAUUGCCUGCUAGAUCGCUGAUGAGGUUCAAGUGCGUCUCAAAGCUAUGGUCUUCUCUUAUCCGGUCUCGAUUCUUUAGCAACCGUUAUCAUAAGGUCGCAUCCACACGACCGCGACCACCUCGUCUAUACAUGAGUUUGGUGGACCACCUCAAGUGUAAUUCAAUGGAGAUCUGCCAAAAUCCCCGCGAGACGGUACUGCUAUCAUCAUCGUCUAGUAGUGCAAACUCUUUCGACCAGGCUCUGACAAUGCCAGGGAUAGGAGGCCGUAACAUGGUGAUUCUUCGCGGCUUGAUUCUAUAUUUUGUUUGCAGACAAGCAUGUAUCUAUAAUCCCACCACCAGACAAAGCCUAACCUUACCCGCCGUCAAAUCCAACCUCUUUGCGAAAGAAUCAUUUCGUCAGAGUGUACUCUACUUCUUGGGACAUGAUCCUGUUCUUGAUCAAUACAAAGUAGUCUGCACUGUUGUGAGAUCCUCAAAACGUUAUAAGAAGAUAACUUCGGAGCAUUGGGUCUUGGUACUGGAAGCCGGAGGUUCAUGGAAAAGAAUUGAGUUUGAUAAACAUCAUCUUCCUACAAGACCAGGAGUGUGCAUCAAUGGUGUUAUAUAUUAUAUGGCUUCCACUGGCUUGUUUCCCCGAGCCAUUGUCAGUUUUGACGUUAGAUCUGAAGAGUUCAAUAUGUUCCAAGCACCUCGUGUGCUGCCUGAGUUAGGUUGGCCUGUGGCGUUUAUAGAGUAUGCUGGAAAACCAGCUAUUAUUGAUCAUACCCUUCUUAAAUGCGAAGGUUUGGUGGACUUAUGGGUACUUGAAGAUGCUGGAAAAUGGUCGACGAAAUCUCUGGUUUUGAAGCCUUGUCAGAUGCAUUUAGUCGAUAACAAGAUUAAUAUGACGGUGGAAGGUAUAACGCAAAACGGUGAGGUUAUCUUUGCAUACAGACCGUUGAUUUAUCCUUAUUACAUUCUCUACUAUGAUCUGCAAAAGAACGAUCUAAGAAAGGUUAGAAUCAGAGGUAUACCGAAACACUGGUUUCGUAAGCCUGAUGGUGAUGCAAGAUUUUUUUUCAAGCAUAUGGAUAAGAGUGAAAGCAUCAUGCAUUUGGAAAUUUAA
Messenger RNA from Capsella rubella, 1245 nucleotides. Its product is annotated as putative F-box protein At5g62660. Lineage: Eukaryota; Viridiplantae; Streptophyta; Magnoliopsida; Brassicales; Brassicaceae. The transcript has a single exon. Gene Ontology annotation, molecular function: protein binding. The record is from RefSeq and is a predicted model, not a curated record. Bases 1 to 1245 code for a protein of 414 amino acids.